AUGCACCAGGCCCACCUUCCCGCCGUCCUCCUCCUUUCUAUCCUGUCCCUCGCCUCGGCCCUGCCCUACCCCUACCCGUCCGCGCUCGACCUCGUCCCGUCGUACGCUCGCGCCAACUCGACGACGCCUCUCGACGAGCGCCAAGCCUGGCAGCAAUCGCUUGUUCGGCGACAGCGUGUAGCCGCACCGGUGGUCGCUGCGACGCCCGUCGCCGUGCGACCAGGCGCGGCAGCCGCAGCGGCGGCGGCGGCGGCGGCGGCGGCAAGCAGCUCAGCUGCUCUGAGCGCCGCACAAGCGGCAGCUCGGGCCGCGUCCGACGCCGCCCGGACGAGCGCCGUCAUCAACCGAGCUACGCGUGCCGCGGCAACGGCGCUCCCGGUCAACGUCAAGGCCACUGCCGCCCUUGCCGCGACGAGCAGCUUGGCGUCCGUUCCGGCGACCCCGAUUCGCCCUCGACCGGCGCCGUCGGCGUCGAGCUCCGUCACCGAGGCCUCAACCACCACGGCGUCUUCUAUCGCGCUCGCCACGUCUUCCACGCCCAUCUCGGCCGACAGCGCGACCGACGAGACGAGCAGCUUUUCGUUCGACCUCACCCCUUCCACCGCGCCGCCGUCUGCUCCAGCUCGUUCCUCCGACAUCAGCCGUCAAGCGUCAGAGAGCAACGUCGUCGUCGCAAAGAGCUCGGAGAAGAGCGGCAGCGGCAGCAUCUUCUCGCCGUCCUCGAAGCUGUUCGCGGUCGGCGUCCUCAUCAUCGUCGGCAUCGUCGUUCUCGCCGUCCUCGCCGCACUCUUCGUCAUCAAGCGCGCGGCACACUCGCGCCGGUACGCCGACGAGCGCGACUACCCGCACGGCCUGCCGCCGGCCAUCCUCGACGAGCUCAAGGAGAAGCCGCACUCGAGACGCUCGGGCUCGUCUCCCGGCCACGCGUCGCUCCUCGCCGAUGCACAGCCGCCCGCAGGAGCCGAGGCGGCCGCGCGCGAGUGGAACGCUCGAGCGCCGGUCGCUCGGGUCCCGCCGCCGCCCUUCGUCCCGAGCUCGACGCCGACGAGACAUCCUCUGCGCCCGUCGUCGCCUUCUCGAGGGUCUGUCCCGCCGCCGCCACCGCCCAAGCCCAUCCUGUCGACCGCGCCGCUUCCGACCGUCGACGGUGCGGCUCGUCCGCCCCCUUCUCGUCACUCGCCUCCCUCCCUCGGCCGCCUCGUCCCCGAUACCGCUCGGCCAUCGAGCAUGUACGAGCCGGCGAGGCCGCCGCAGCCGUCGGCGCUCGCAGAACUGAGCCGGCACCGGUACAGUCCGCCGAGGGGCAGGGAGAGCCACCUCCGACACGAGCUCUAG
This is a messenger RNA of Rhodotorula graminis WP1, 1335 nucleotides long. RefSeq lists its product as uncharacterized. The transcript has 2 exons. The record is from RefSeq and is a predicted model, not a curated record. NCBI's taxonomy places the organism in Eukaryota, Fungi, Basidiomycota, Microbotryomycetes, Sporidiobolales, Sporidiobolaceae. Bases 1 to 1335 code for a protein of 444 amino acids.